This is a messenger RNA of Scheffersomyces coipomensis, 2384 nucleotides long. RefSeq lists its product as uncharacterized. The transcript has a single exon. Gene Ontology annotation, molecular function: protein binding. The record is from RefSeq and is a predicted model, not a curated record. NCBI's taxonomy places the organism in Eukaryota, Fungi, Ascomycota, Pichiomycetes, Serinales, Debaryomycetaceae. Gene Ontology annotation, biological process: neuron projection regeneration. Bases 196 to 2079 code for a protein of 627 amino acids.
UAGAGUACAUACUUUUAAAUAAGGAGGAAUAUACUCCUGAUAUAUGAGUCUUAAAUAGUUAGACCUGUAUAUGUUCAAAUAUUUUAUUAUGCUUGUGGCAGACCAAAUACCCCUAAAUUAAAAUAUAGCAGAACAGAUUUUGAAUAAUGGAUUAAAUGACAAAAUAAACUUUCAUUUUCUUUAAUCUGAUUCCAUAUGUUCUUUUUUGCAUUUCAAGUCAUGCUAUUAAAGUACAAAAGAAAGAAAAAUCUAAAAUAUCUAACUAAACCUGAAAUAUUUCCACUUGCACAAUUUAUUUGGCAUAUUAAAGACUUGGAUAUCUAUGAUCUUGGUUGGAUAUUCUCAUUGUUAUCGUCUGCCCAACUUGUUGAAUUUCUUCAUGGUUGUAAUCAAUUAGCACCAUAUAGACAACAUGUGGUAGAUUUCAUGUGUGGAAGGACUUCUGGAUUCAACUUUCUUUUUGGAGACAAAUACGAUCGUUUAUCUUCCUUCAAUGUGAUGAGAGAUAUAAAUGGUAUGGCAAAGCUAUUGUCGAUACCUAACUUACAUUUUAGACACUUGAAAAUUAUAAUUACUGCUCCAGAUCUAAAAUUAUUAGAUAAAAUGGUUGGACAGAAUUUUCAGCACUUGCAAGAUUCUUUUGAUGAGAUAAGUUUAGAGUUCUUGAAUUCUACUUCCGACGGCAGCUUCAAAGCACUUCAGUUGACUAAUUUAGUUAAAUUGAACUAUACUUAUACAAAUCUAACCCAACAACUGAUUGACGAGUUCAAUUUAGAAAAUAGCAAACUAGUAACUCUUCCGAAUAAUUUAACAGAGCUAACUAGAAUAAACUCAGCUAAUCGAUUUAUAUAUUUGUCUGCUCAGUACCAAAAUCUAACAGUAUUGCAUUUUGAAAAAUUGAACUUUAAAGAAAAAGGAUAUAUUUAUGAAAUAUUCGAGCAAGCUACUCAACUAAUCACAUUAAAAGCUUUAGAUAUAGGUUUGACACAUCUCUAUAUUUCAAAAUUGCCACGAAAUCUACUAUAUCUUGAUUUAUCAAAUAAUACCGAAAUAUUAGAAAUUGAAAAUAAUUAUAGAACUGAUUGGCCACAAUCUUUAAAAGAGAUUUCUAUGGAAAGUUGUGGAUUAACAAAUACGAUGUAUUUUGAUCUAUUUAAAUUUGAUCUACCACCGACUUUAGUUUCUUUGAAUUUAAACUCCAACAUGUUUGAAGAUUAUUCAGUGAUGGGAAAGAUACCACAAACAUUAGAAUCUUUCCUGAUUGGAUAUAAACUAAUUGAACCAGAUUCAUAUUAUGGAGAACGACAUGUUGACCAUAAACUAUUUGAUUCUUUUCUACCAAGUUUGAAGUCAAUACAAGUUAAAAAUUAUAGAUUUGAAGAAAAAGAUAGGAUUGAAUUUCCUGAUUCUAUUACCAAAAUUGGAAUUCAAUAUAGUUGUAUUUUUGAUGGGAAAAUAUUUCAUAAAUAUCCGAAUAAUCUUACAUCGCUAGAUUUUGAAGGUUGUGAACUUUCCAGGAUAGAUUUGUCAAAAUUUUCAGCUUUAGAAUUCCUUGAUCUUUCUCCUAACUUAUUUAAAUCCUUUAAAGAUAUAAAGUUACCAAUAAAUUUGGAAUAUUUGCAAAUCAGUAAUAACAAGAUUUCUAAGUUAAAAACCACCGAUCCAUUAUUUAGCCAUAAGUCUUGUUUAAAUUAUGUGAAACUUAAAACUAUUGAUUUAAGUAGUAAUUUAAUUUCUUCAAUUGAUCAAAAAAUCGAGUUGCCUCCAAACUUAAAAAAAUUCUUAUUAUCAAAUAACAAUUUACUUGAUAUUGUUAUUCCUCAUAAUAUGUCUAAUCAUUCACGAUUAACCGAAUUAGACCUUUCAGAAAAUGAAUUAAAGAUUAUAGAAUUCCAAAACAGUGGAAGUAACGGAAGUUGCUUUAGAUUGAAUAAAUUAAAUUUAUCGCUUAAUAAGAUAAAUAUGACUUACUUCUCACUGAAGUAUACCUUUAAUAUCCAUAAACGAAUUGAAAAGGGCUUUGGGAAGGCAUUAGCAUCUAAAAAGGAAAAUAUAAACUCAGUACAUUACUUCUAUUAAAUAACUUGAGAUUAACUUUCACGACCUAUCUCUUGGAGUCUGUCUUGUCUAUAUAUAUAUUGAUAUGUCGUAAUUAAAUAAAUUAAUUGCAAAAUUAUAGUUCCUUAAUAUGCAGAAUCUGAUAUCCUGUAUGUAGUGUUAUCUCCAACAUCCAAACCUCAAUCGUUUUUGGUUUUGUGUAACAACUAUACAAAUUAUAAUUAAUAAGAAAAAAUUUGUAUACAUAUAUAAAUAAAUAAAGUAUAUAACCAUAUACCUAAACAAUAAAUAAGAGUUAAUAAAUAAGUCAAGUAAUAAAUAAGUGA